Messenger RNA from Acaulospora morrowiae, 1062 nucleotides. The record is from the annotation of a GenBank genome assembly. Lineage: Eukaryota; Fungi; Glomeromycota; Glomeromycetes; Diversisporales; Acaulosporaceae.
AUGAACGAUCUGCGUUCUAAACUUACUGAAAAAUACCGUGAUGCUAUUCUUGGUUCUGUGGACGAUGCCAGGCCUAUUGCACGAGCAAUAUUGACUCGACGUAUCUUAAAUAGAUAUAAGCCUUUUCCUAAAACUAACAAAACACCGGAUGAAUUUGCUGGGGGUGGGUUAAUUCGAUUCGAACAAAUAGAAAAUAGUCCAAACGGAUACCUCGUUGCGCCGUACAUCUGGCUCUGGGUAUUUGCAGAGAUAUCUCAACAACAAGGAGAUCCAAUACUUCGAGAUUGGGAGUUCGCUGAUUAUGAGGAACAAAGAGCACUCCUGAAUCCAGUAACAUCGUUACAAGCAAAGUCAUGGCAGAGUUUUGAAAAUUUUGUCGCAUCAUUUCGUUGUAUAAAGUCAGCUGUGAUUGAAGAAGAUGAGCUAGUAACGAUCUCAGAUGUUCACGCGGGAGCACGUUUGAAUGGUGAUAUCCAAUUUAAAAACCACAAUCUACGACUUGAAAUUGCAAAACAUUAUACAGACACAAAAUCUAAAAGUCUCACUACAAGCGAAUGGAAUGUUGAUUGCAGCCAUUCUACCGUUGAUGUCCGGCAAUUCAAACAUUGUAUAAUUAAUGCUCCUACUUCACCAUAUGGAGAUUCCUUCCUUUCAUUAGAUCAGCCGGGUACCGAGAAUUCGAAUGAAAUUCACCAAUUUAAAUUGCGGGAAAAGGCAGUCAGUAAAAAGGAGUACCAGGAAGAGCGUGAAAAAUCUGCAUCGAAAAAUGAUUUUUUCAUACUCUUUACUACUGCAAAUUGUAAUGCUGAAAUUCCAAAAAGGUCUGGAAUCGUAGAUAGAAAUGCUUUUACGAACUAUUUUGGACCAUUUGCUGGAAGAGCAUAUAGAUCUAUCCGUAAUAAUAAAGUCAAAAACAUCCAUACUGUUUCUCUUGGGCAAAUGCGCAACAUGGAUCAAAUUAGCAAAGAACGAGUGAAUGUAAAAACAAAGAGAUCAAUGAAGAAUUUUUAUUUCCGAAAAGGACUUCACAUGAUUUCUCGCAUUUUGCCUCGAUUCAUGUGA